UCUACCGUGAGUUCCAAUAUGGCGGAAAUUUUGGAUAAAAGUACAAUGUUCCAUUAAUUAUUAUAUUUUUGGUCUUUUCUUUAACAAAUGGAAGAUAAUGAGGAAUGGGAAGAGGAACAGCUAGUUCUAGUCGAAUUAUGUGGUAUCCUGGAAACAGAGGUGUUACACGAGGCAACAACUGAACAUUGCAGACUCCUGGGAAUCAACACAAGUGAACCAGUACUACAGAUUGGACCCUACACAUUUGUUGGAGAACAUGAAGAUGCUAUUGGAACAAAUGUCUUCUUUGAGGAAGUGCAAGGUGACGAUAGUGAAAAGAAAAGAUUCCAGUUCAAAGGGAUGACUACUAAAUCCAUUAAGAUGGUCAGAGCCUUUUUAAAGCAAACUGCAGAAGAGGAUGAUAUGCCAGUUGAAGUGGAACAGAAUUCUACUGAAGAAUCAUUUGGUGAACAAAAUUGAUCUCAAGAUUUCAUCACUACAUGUUUCAAACAACAGUCCCCUUCUCGGUUCCCUGCACCAUCUUGAAAGGUAGCCAUGCCUGUGCAUUGAAGGAAGGACAGCAGUGACCUUGCAGUGAUAGAGACAUGUGAAUAAUUAAAAGGUUAUAGAAGGGUAUCUUUCAUUGCAAGUUUAAUGCUGUUCUGAUGAUGCAGGGAACUGUGGAUUAUUAUACUGUAGUGCAUUGUUGUUAUCGUACUACCCACUGAGAUGUGUAUAUUAGGAAUAUAAAAUAUAUGAGAACAGAAAAUAACAAAUAUUGAUGUUUUGAAGUUAUAUAUUACAUAUAUUUUAUUAACAAAAAGUAUCACACAUUAUAUCACAAGUGGGCAUUAAUAGCUCCUUAAGGAUACACGGAACACAAUCGGGUCGGGUUUUUUGAACGCUCAUAGCACGUUUAGUUUAUAUAAAUUUCCCCAUAAAGUAUACAUUUCCUAACAGCUUAAAGUUCAAAUAUUGCAUAUUCGAUUUUACUUUUGGAAAAAAAUAAUUCAUUUUGGAUAAAUCGGGCAUUGAUUGCAAACACUAUGGUUCGACGCGAGAUGUUUGUUCUCCUUUGGUUAGGGUAAACAGAUCAAUUUUUUUUUGCAUCUUAUUACACGUAUGUUGUUCUACCAAAGUGUGUCUGCGUUUUUUCUUUUAGCGCUUCUUUAAUCUUUUAUUCAAUUCCAAAGUUAUAACUACAUGUUUUUAAGGGCAUUCUUGAGAAAAUGGCAAAUAUCUGACAAAAGAAAAAGAAAAUGAAAAAACGCAGACACAAUUUUAAACUCGAGCAUAGUAGGAAUCCACAUGCCGAGUUUCACGGUAAUUGAUCAAAAACCGAGGGAGAAUAAACCUUCUGAAAAUGUGUAUUUUACCAAAAACUACUUUUGAGAAAAACACAAGUUUAGUUUAAUGGGA
This is a messenger RNA of Actinia tenebrosa (Australian red waratah sea anemone), 1398 nucleotides long. RefSeq names its product general transcription factor 3C polypeptide 6. Gene Ontology annotation, biological process: transcription by RNA polymerase III. Lineage: Eukaryota; Metazoa; Cnidaria; Anthozoa; Actiniaria; Actiniidae. Gene Ontology annotation, cellular component: transcription factor TFIIIC complex. The record is from RefSeq and is a predicted model, not a curated record.